CAAAUAUUCCUUUUAUUCCCAUGUCUCAAAAAACAGGAAAAAAAAUAAAGUAUUGCCCAGCUGGUCAUUCUUCCAGGGAAAUCGUUUAUUCUGAUUGUCAUAAUUUCAUUUAUUCAAGUGGAAGAUGUGAUUUAUGUACUAGAGAACAUUUUAUCCAAGAGUUUAAAACUUGGUCUAGUGGGAAUUCUAACAUUGAUAAGAUUAUACAAGAAUCCCAAAUAAAUAACAUUUACUAUAAGUUACAAUGGAUACCUUAUGAUAAUUUUCAGAAUAUCGAAUACAUAGCAGAUGGUGGCAUAAAAGAGAAUUGGAAUUUUAUCAAACAGGAUUGGAAAUAUCAUUCAAUAGACCGUGAAAUUGCUUUGAAAGAAAUAUUAGAUUCUAGAUUUGAUAUAGCUGAAUUUCUCAAAGUG
Molecule: messenger RNA, 413 nt
Organism: Dentiscutata erythropus
Lineage: Eukaryota; Fungi; Glomeromycota; Glomeromycetes; Diversisporales; Gigasporaceae
Source: the annotation of a GenBank genome assembly